AUGGUGCACACAAAGCCCGAGGGCCAUGAACCCGAUGGUCAGCCACUACAAGCAAUAAAAUAUCCAUGUCCUGUAUGCAAGGGUCAGAAGUUCAAGUCGGAGCAAGGUUUUAGUGACCAUCUACGAUGGGUGCACAAGAUAUUUUCAUGCCCGAAAUGCGACGCGAUAUACGCAUCUGCAGAUGACUUAGCUCGGCACAAAACUGAAGCGAGACACAGGGCAGAGUACAACAACAAACGCAAACCGAGGCACAGACCCUUCAAUCAGAGAGGCAAGAUCAGACCGGCUUCCCGAAUUGCUUCCUCGCCCGCAAUAACAAAUUCAUCCUCGACACAGGUGCCGGUGCGUCUCCGUCCACCACCAGCCAGGCCCCGUCGAUCAACUGCCCAAGCUCGUCAACCAGCUACAGAGACCCGUAAAUUACCUGCACAGAUACGUCAAUCACCCAAGCAGGUCCGUCACUCAACCAUGCAGGGCCAUCAACCAGCUGAGCAGUUCCGUCAACAACGCGGUCACGUCUUUCAACCACGCGCUCAAGCCUUUCAACCAGGUAAUCAAGUCUAUCAACCACCAGUGGGGCUCCCCCAAGGCCCGACAGAGCCCUAUCAAGCACCUACUCAAGGUUUUCAAGUACCUGCUCAAGCCUUUCAACCACCUGCUCAAGGCUUUCAAACACCCAUUCAAGGCUUUCUACCACCAGUGGAGGUCCUUCAAUUCCCGAUGGGGUUCCAUCAAGCACCUACUCAGGCCGUUGAACCACCCACUCGAAUCGUUAAACUCCCAGUCGACGUGUGUGAAGCAGCUGUGCGUCAAGCAGCCUAUCAGUCAUAUCAGAGACCGACUCCGGUCUAUCAGACACCUCAAAUCCAUAACGCACCCCCUUGGGGCUAUCAAAACCAGGUUGAUGUGUAUCAAGGAGCCUCUCCAGUCUGUCAGACGCCCCCUCCGGUCUAUCAGAUGCCCGCUCAGAUUUAUCAAAUACCCGCUCGGCGCAAUAAGAACCAGGUGCAAGCCUAUCAGCCCCGGGUUCAGGUCUCCCAGUUCCCAGAGUAUUCUCAAUCCCCAAAAUAUGGCUCUCAGUCCCUCCAACAGGGUUAUCAGUCCCCAGUCCAGAGAUCUCAGCAUGCCAAGAAACUCUUCCAACAACCCGAGCAGGUCUUUCAGCCCCCGGUGCAGGGCUCUCCGUCCCUAAACCCCUCUCAUCCACUGCAAAUCUCUAAACAAGUGGAGCAAGUCUCUCGGUCCCUAGAAAACUCUCAGUUCUCAGAACAAGACUCUCAACACGCAGAACAAGUCUCUCAAUACCUGUCGCAUGGCUCUAAGUCCCCCGAACAGGGCUCUCGGUCCCUGGAACACUCUCAAUUCACAGCCCAGGGCUCUCAAAACGCCGAGAAGGUCACUCAGUCCCUGCAACAGGGCUCUCAGUCCCCAGUGCAGCACUGUCAACAGGCAGAGGAGGUCUCUCAGUCCCGACUUCUGAUAUCCGAACAAACAGAGCAAGCUUCCCAAUCAUCAAUGCAUCUUUCCGCGCAGGAUGGCACGACAGCCGAAGCAAACGGCUCAGACGAAGCAACACCAGGCACCCCAGAAACAAACACCACGACUCCCUCCCUUUUCAACCCCCCAACAACAACCAACCCAACCUUCUCGCUGGUCUACAAACAAAUGAAACACCGCUGGACCGACCUCGAACCACUGGAACAAACCCUAAUCCUCCGCUACCUGCUGGGACGAUGUCACUCCCAACCGCGGCUCCAUUGCCAAGGGUACAACGCACCAAAGACCAUCGACACAACAGCCUGCCUGAAACGGGGCGAACCACACAAGGCCCACGAUUUCAACCGCUGCUCAACCCGCCGAAAAGCAAUCGUGAUAGACUGCGAAAUGAUCGAAACAACAGUCUGCACCAGCGAGCUGGCCUACAUAACCGCAAUCGACUUCCUGUCCGGCGAAGUCCUGAUCAACAGCUACGUAGCCCCAACAGCACCAGUGACGAACUGGUUAACACCCGUCAGCGGAAUGACGCCAGAAGGAAUGGACGCCGCUAUCACAGAAGGCAAAGCCUUCCAGUCGAAUUCGGAUGCGCGUCGCGCGCUGCGGAAGUUCCUCGAUCAUGAUACUGUUCUCAUUGGACAUGCGCUUCAUCAUGAUCUGCGGACUUUGAGUUUGAUCCAUGGAAGAAUUGUGGAUACAUCGCUGCUUACUGCUGAGGCUGCUUUUCCCAAUUUGGCGUCGAGGACGACGUUUCCGCGGGUUUGGGGGUUGAAGGCUCUUGCGAAGGAGAUGUUGGGGAUUGAGAUUCAGGCUAGUCGGUCGGGACAUAAUUCGCUUGAGGAUGCUCUGGCCACGAGGGAGAUUUUGAUCUGGUGUUUGCGGGGUCCCGAGUGUCUCAAGGCUUGGGCGGAGAAAGCGAGGAGUUCGUAUGAGCAUAUGCGGCAGCAGAGGGGGGAGCAGAUGAAGGCUGCCAGGAAUGCGGGGAAGAAAGCUGGUGUUACUGUUGCUGCACCCUCGGGCAAGGUCCAGGGUAAGAAGCGUGGUUGCGAACUGAGAGGUCUUUGA
Molecule: messenger RNA, 2559 nt
Organism: Penicillium samsonianum
Lineage: Eukaryota; Fungi; Ascomycota; Eurotiomycetes; Eurotiales; Aspergillaceae
Product: Exonuclease RNase T/DNA polymerase III
Exons: 1
Coding region: 1-2559 (852 amino acids)
Biological process (GO): ribosomal large subunit assembly; rRNA processing
Cellular component (GO): nucleus
Molecular function (GO): nucleic acid binding; exonuclease activity
Source: RefSeq, a predicted model, not a curated record